Molecule: messenger RNA, 1878 nt
Organism: Procambarus clarkii (red swamp crayfish)
Lineage: Eukaryota; Metazoa; Arthropoda; Malacostraca; Decapoda; Cambaridae
Source: RefSeq, a predicted model, not a curated record
AUGAUACUGAAAGUCCCCAUCUUGCAGGAUGUCCACGCCACACCGGCCGCCCACGCCACGCCGGCCGCCCACGCCACGCCGGCCGCCCACGCCACGCCGGCCGUCCAUGCCACGCCGGCCGCCCACGCCACACCGGCCGUCCACGCCACACCGGCCGUCCACGCCACGCCGGCCGCCCACGCCACGCCGGCCGCCCACGCCACGCCGGCCGCCCACGCCACACCGGCCGCCCACGCCACGCCGGCCGCCCACGCCACGCCGGCCGCCCACGCCACACCGGCCGUCCACGCCACACCGGCCGUCCACGCCACGCCGGCCGCCCACGCCACGCCGGCCGCCCACGCCACACCGGCCGCCCACGCCACGCCGGCCGCCCACGCCACGCCGGCCGCCCACGCCACACCGGCCGCCCACGCCACGCCGGCCGCCCACGCCACGCCGGCCGCGCACGCCACGCCGGCCGCCCACGCCACGCCGGCCGCGCACGCCACGCCGGCCGCCCACGCCACGCCGGCCGCCCACGCCACACCGGCCGUCCACGCCACGCCGGCCGCCCACGCCACGCCGGCCGCCCACGCCACGCCGGCCGCCCACGCCACACCGGCCGUCCACGCCACGCCGGCCGCCCACGCCACACCGGCCGCCCACGCCACGCCGGCCGCCCACGCCACGCCGGCCGCCCACGCCACGCCGGCCGCCCACGCCACGCCGGCCGCCCACGCCACGCCGGCCGCCCACGCCACGCCGGCCGCCCACGCCACGCCGGCCGCCCACGCCACGCCGGCCGCCCACGCCACGCCGGCCGUCCACGCCACGCCGGCCGCCCACGCCACGCCGGCCGUCCACGCCACGCCGGCCGCCCACGCCACGCCGGCCGCCCACGCCACGCCGGCCGUCCACGCCACGCCGGCCGCCCACGCCACACCGGCCGCCCACGCCACACCGGCCGCCCACGCCACACCGGAGUCCACGCCACACCGGCCGCCCACAAACAACGGCCGCCCACGCCACACCGGCCGCCCACACCACACCGGCCGUCCACGCCACACCGGCCGCCCACAAACAACGGCCGUCCACGCCACACCGGCUGCCCACAAACAACGGCCGUCCACGCCACACCGGCCGUCCACGCCACGCCGGCCGCCCACGCCACACCGGCCGUCCACGCCACGCCGGCCGCCCACGCCACACCGGCCGCCCACGCCACACCGGCCGUCCACGCCACACCGGCCGUCCACGCCACGCCGGCCGCCCACGCCACACCGGAGUCUACGCCACACCGGCCGCCCACAAACAACGGCCGCCCACGCCGCACCGGCCGCCCACACCACACCGGCCGCCCACAAACAACGACCGCCCACACCACACCGGCCGCCCACAAACAACGACCGCCCACACCACACCGGCCGCCCACAAACAACGACCGCCCACACCACACCGGCCGCCCACAAACAACGACCGCCCACACCACACCGGCCGCCCACAAACAACGACCGCCCACACCACACCGGCCGCCCACAAACAACGACCGCCCACACCACACCGGCCGCCCACAAACAACGACCGCCCACACCACACCGGCCGCCCACAAACAACGACCGCCCACACCACACCGGCCGCCCACAAACAACGACCGCCCACACCACACCGGCCGCCCACAAACAACGACCGCCCACACCACAACGGCCGCCCACAAACAACGGCCGCCCACAAACAACGACCGCCCACAAACAACGGCCGCCCACAAACAACGACCGCCCACACCACACCGGCCGCCCACAAACAUUACGCUUUACACUAAGGAUCAAAAUUUCAGAGCGACAUUUGGGAACGGUUUCCGAAUGUUCUGAAAAGAGAAAUCGAAUCCUUUCUACAUGA